AAGCGAGUUUUGCGGGGUACAGCGAUCAGCUGGGACAAGGUCGGAUAUAUUUUAAUAGCUGCUUAUCAAUCACAGCACGGAGGCAGCUAUUACUCAUCUUUUUGUGAGAUCAUCGUUUUAGCUGCCUUGCUAAUAAAGGAAUAAGUUCUCCGCUUCGGAUAAUCACCAGAAAUACACAGGUGGAAGAACCAACACAAAGAAGUGUUGCUGAAAUACAGUGUGAAGACUUUGAAAGACAAGACCAGUCAGAGGCUGUUCAAACAGUGAUUGCUACCAUGGCAACCACCUCAUGCAUCCUCCCAAGUGAUGUUACGGAAGAUACAAAAGAACAUUGCUGUGAAAAACCGCCGUGGGAGUUAAAAAGAAAAACAACAAUUCCGAAAGUGAAAGAAGAAACCGAAAAAGUCCUGGAUGUUUUCAUACGACGAAGUUUAAGUAUGAAUGAUGCAUCACCAAGACGAAAAUAUAUGAUUAAAAUUCGCAGACAAAACGGCAGAGGAAGAACAAUUACUAAAUGUCAGAUAUUGAGGAAGAAAGUCAGUUCAAAAGAGAACCAAGUUAUCGCGAGGCUGCUAGACACUCAGUGAUGAAUGAUCUUGAAUGCUCGGAUUAUGAUGAUGACGAUGAGGAAUCCAAACCAAUGUCUAACUCUGCACCGGGAAGUUUACAUUACCGUGUUGAAUUAAAACCGACAGAAGAAACUUUGAAAAAAAUGGAAAAACUUGAUCUUUUACCUCAUAGUGAACAACCAACGACAAAAACGAAAAAGAAAAAGAAGCAUUCAUUUUCAAGUAUUGCCCGGUCGAUACAGUCUUUUUUGAAAUCUCCGUCAGUGUCCAAGAAAAAACAUGACUGGGAGGAAGAAGAAAAGAAAGAUGCGUGUAAACAGGAAAAUGAGUCAAAAAAGGGCGGAAUUAGAGCCAGUAUUCGACGAAAGCUCAGAAGAAAAUCAUUAAAAGACAACCAGCGAUAUUCCAUUGACAGCGUACUUACUCCUUCUUCAACUUCUACAGCAGGUGCUAUAACUCCUUCAUCACUCUCAUCAGCUGAGAUUCUAGACUCACCAAAGUUUUCGAAAAAACACAAGAAACACAAAGGAUUUGGUGAUGCCACCACUCCGGGCAGUGAAGGUAUUGUUGCGAAUGGUGAAAUCCUACAUGGACAUAAAUCAGCCGACUCUGCACCAUUGUUCAACAUUGAAAUUGACGAUAAUAUGACAAUUAGCGGUGAUCAAUUUCACAGCGGCCGUAGCAAACAUAGUGACUAUGCCAGUCGAUCUGCAGCAUACAGACUGCAAGGAGAUAAUAAACGAGAAUCAAAAGAAAGUGAAAAAAUCAAAAACUAUCCUGAUUAUGUUCCUCCAUUGCACUGUACAGCUACAACGGGAGUCUCUCAGGACGACACCGACGGACCAAACUUCAGCAGAGAAAAUGACUCAAACCAGCCUCAAUUUAGAUCUCUGAGUGCAAUGUCUGGCCCACCGAGGCCAACAUCUUUGAAUGUCAGUCCGCAUACCUUACGUUCAUUUGAUAGACUAGGACAAGUGGAGAAUCUGGGACUGAAUGGUAUCACAGAGGCUAUAGAAGUUGAGAUGAAUGAGAGAGAUGGAUUGAGAGCCUCAGGAGCUCAUGUUGUCAGACUCUCCGCGGAUGUUGUUGAAGAUUGUAGUGGGUCUGUAGAAGACUUUAGCAGUGAUGAAAAGUAUAAACCCUUCAAGGAUCGAUCAGACAAAGAAAAGGAGGCCCUCUAUGAGAAGAUUGCAGCCAGGUUGGCUGCCAUUGGUGACAGAGUCACAGUGGACCAUGCGGUUGGCGAAUCCAUGGCUGAUGAAUUAAUUGGUGCUGUUGGUGGUAGCAGCCCCUCUCCAAAGAAAGAAAUUCAAGAAGAAAUUAUUGAGAUUCCAAUUGAUGAGGAAGAGAUCCCAUUCACAGAAACUGAUGCUAGGCAACUAGGAUUAAGAUUACGUCAUCAUGGCGAUAGACGGUCAAGUUCAGAACUAUUUUCUAUACCUUUAUCUGUAUUGAUGUCGGUCGUGCAGAACACCCGCUAUGAUACGUUUAAAGGCGUUGCCUCACAUCUGAUCGGUAAUGACACAAGUUGGCGAGGUUUGUCAUUGGUUUUGAGGCUAACUGGUGAUGCUAUUAAACUAGCUGGGCGUACACCGUCAGCGGUAACGCAAAUUAAAGACAACAGUGUCAAGUUCAUUAACGAUAAACUCGCCGGAUGGAUCGCAAGUCAGGGGGGAUGGGAGUCUGUAGUUGAAGAAAGUAUAAGUUCAUCAGGAUCUGAGACUGAAGUCGACUGA
Saccoglossus kowalevskii is the source of this 2305-nucleotide messenger RNA. RefSeq lists its product as uncharacterized. NCBI's taxonomy places the organism in Eukaryota, Metazoa, Hemichordata, Enteropneusta, Harrimaniidae. The record is from RefSeq and is a predicted model, not a curated record. Gene Ontology annotation, biological process: regulation of apoptotic process.